Messenger RNA from Schistosoma guineensis, 5297 nucleotides. Lineage: Eukaryota; Metazoa; Platyhelminthes; Trematoda; Strigeidida; Schistosomatidae. The record is from the annotation of a GenBank genome assembly.
AUCUGAUGUCACGCCGGCGCGUAGCGGGUUAGCGUUUGUUCAUGGCCACCGAGCACCCAACCAAGGGACAAUUUAGUAUAACGAAUACAGAAAAAUUAGUAAAUUUAAGUCAUGAUCGCGAUCAAUCUACAACCGAUUCUCACCUAAAACUAAAUGGUUGCCUCGUUAAUAAGGACAACCCAUGGGUUCGAGCCCCAUGUUCAUCUGGUGAUGGUUCUGACUCAACUACAUCUCAUGAAGGUGUUUGUAGCAAAGAUCGAGAUUGGCCAACUCUUCAAAGUGCUCUAUCACAAGUCUCACAAUGCACCACUAGUACUUUCGAUGUAUGCUCUAAACAAAAAGAUAAAAACAAACAAAAGUUCACUGCGGUUGGUUCUUGUCAGAUAGAUUUGAGCACCAAACCCAUUACAAAUCAUCAAAAGAAGAAAUGGGAACAAGCCACUGUUGAGUACAUUUUCCCGAAACCUAAUAGCACUGAUGGAUUUGUCGGUUAUCGGUCAGAUUCGCACCGGUGGAACCGGUCAGGUGAACACGAUAAGGAAAAUUAUCAUAACGGGAAAUCAAAGAUUGGAUCUAAUAGUUCUGUCGAUAAAGAGAGCUUAAAUCCAAGCCAAAAUAAUCUUGUUCACUCAGGAACAAGACCUCGUCCGUUCGUUCGCCACAUGCGGUUCUCAAAAUCUGGUCGCCCUCAACGCCGACAGCAGACAUCUGGCACCCCUGUAACAGCAGCAAACCGUGGCAUACCUGGCCCGAAAAAUCCAGAACAAAUUUACUCUCCAACCAAUUUAUGGGUUCCAAGUGACAUCAGUCAGGCUGCAAACUUGGGUCGCAUGACAACUCAUGGUCGUUCGGCUCCGGGGAAGCUUAACAACGUGCCUCACCUGAUUCCUAUUCCACUCUAUGGGUCAGUACCCCAGACUUCUCCCUUAUCGCCUUCAUUUCUUUCAGCUGUUGGAUAUCCCCUCUUGAUGAUAUAUCCGACGGGACCUUUAUCAGCACCAGCAACAUCAGGAGUUUCUGAUCCUGUUUACGAUUAUUCGGUUACCUGUCAAACAUCACAUUCACCAUCAGUUGGUGUUUCAAGUGUAUCACAACAACGGUCAACUGAUUCAUCAGAAUCUAACCGUAUAGAACCUCAAGUUUUCAGUCCACCUUUAGGUACUGAUUUAAACAAUGUUUUCUCUUCCUUAUUUCCGGGAACAGCCAUCGCCCAACCUGCUAGUUUGUGUUUCCUUGCAUCGUCGAGUAGUGAUCCUACGAUUUUAAUACGCCAUCAAAUAUUGCAUCAAGUAGAAUUUUACUUUAGUCCAGAUAACUUGGCCAAAGAUGUGUAUCUUCGUCGGCAAAUGGAUUCUGAUGGAUGGGUUGAUGUCAAUGUAAUUGCAAAGUUUAAUCGUGUGGCCUCAUUAUGUACAGAUCUUAAUGAUAUUUUGGAGGCAAUUAGAGUUAGUCCAUUAUUAGAUGUGGAUGUCCCUAAAGCUCGUGUCCGAUGCAAAAACAAUCCAUCGAUUUGGCCCCUUCCUCUUGUUUCGAAUGAAAAACUUCGAAUCAGUUCUAGGAACAAAACAGUUCUUAACCCAGACGCUCCCGAAUUCAUCCCAUCCCAAUCGAUCGCAAACACAGAUCAAACAGAAUCAUCCCUCGAACCUAUAACAAAGUCAGGUGCUACCCCCAUCACAUCAACACAAGAAGAUUUGAACUUUUCCUUUUCAAAUGAAUUACGUUCUGUCUACAGUAAUCUACCGCCGCAUUCUUCGGCAUCGAAACGCACCCGAUCAAGUUUUUCCGAAUGUGAUAAGUACUCUUCUAUUUAUCAUUGCCGAACAAGAACAUCAUCCACUAACUCGGAAGAUGAUUUGGACGAUUCUAUGCUUUCUUGUUUAUUGGUGAUUGCUCCAAACACAUCUCAUGAUCCUUUACCAUCUAGUUGCAGUAACUUGGAUGAUGAUUCAAGGAAUGAAAGUUCUAAACCUUCGGAAUUUCCUUCCGUUACCAACAGUUCUACCGACGAAUCUGUUGAAACUACUAUUGAUGACCUUUGCAAAGCUAUUGAAGAAUCCAAUGUCCAUACUGAAUCGAAUUUCACAGAAUCCAAUCUAGCCAGCGUUAUCAAAGAAAAGGCUUCCACGUGUACAGAAAUAUUUUCUACUUCAUCCACUUCCUAUACUACAACCACAACUAUCUGUUGUAACAGUCCUCUUGUACAGCUUGAUGUACCUGUCUCUGAAGUUUCUUUGCACUCCUCCGUCCCAGUAUCAUCAAAUCCAGUUUAUUCAGAAUCCUGUUUGCCAUACGUGCAUCCCUCAAUUCCUGGUCCGGUUACGUAUACUGUAAUACCGACAGCUACCGCUUUGCACCCACAGACUGGACUUAUAUUGCCGACUCUUAGUCGAAAUCCGUUUUUAGUACCCUCAACUCCAAUGUAUUACAUUCCUCAAGUUACCGCUUUACCUUUGGUUUCUCCAGUAGACAAUCUAUUUCCUCAGAUUCCUAUAUGUCAACCAUUACCGUCUUUCCUAAAUUAUGAUCAGAGUUAUCUAUCAUUUCCUGACAUAAAAUACGACCUUAAAGGUCGUUCUGUUGGAUUUUUCCCCGUUUCCAGUGACUAUGACUUAAAAGCAAAUGAGUCAACCGAUUAUACACAACCCGACAAUCCUCCGACUACGGAAACAGAAAACUUGUCAUCUAGUAAGAAGAAACAUGUUGGGUUUCUUUUUCGCCCGGUUUCUGCUGCUCGUACCCAUUUAGAUGUUUCCUUGAGUGGAGGAUUCCCAGUUGCUCAUCACCCACAUCAUCUUCAGCAAAGGGGUUUCACAUUUCAUGCCUACAAUCAGUUUCGUUCCAAAUGUCUGAAAGACCGAGAAGCUAAAGGGAAAGGUCGAUCACAGGAAAUGAAUACUCUUUAUAGCUUUUGGUCAUUUUUCCUACGUGAACACUUCAAUCGAACUAUGUAUAAAGACUUUCGUAAACAUGCAUUAGACGAUGCUAAAGAGAAUGCGAGAUAUGGACUGGAGUGUUUGUUUCGAUUUUACAGUUAUGGAUUAGAACGUCAUUUUCGUAAAGCUAUUUUCAAGGAUUUUCAAGUGAGUGCUUUCGAAUUACUCUCUGUUACCUAUUUUCUUGUUAGAAUAAUUCCUUCUUUAGGUAUGUAUUCUGUCUAAAUAGUGAUAUAUAGAACUUUUUAAUCGAAUGAAUGUAAUGUGUUAAGUUUGUGUUUCAUGUAUUUGUCUAUCAAUCACUGUCUAAAAGCGAGUGAUAAUACUCGCGUGUGAUGAACAUAGUAGUAAGUUUUCAUUAAUUCAAACACUUAAUUGAGAAACUGUAACCGCUAAUCCUUCUCGCAAUAAGUAACGUAUAAUUUAAGAAAAAGUACUGUUUGUUUUCAAGUUGAUUUAUUUCAGCUUUAAAUACCUACUUUUUCAGUUGUAUUGCUGAAUUAGCCCGAUUUUUUUCUCCUAGGUAUUUGAGAAAUCUAUCUGUUAGUGCUUACCACACAUUUCACUGUAUCCCUGAAUUUUAUUAAAUAGUACUGGCAUAGUUUCAAAGGAUGUGUCUGGUCACAGUCACCGCAACAAACUAUCCUUCCAUUCUGUCUCAUGUCCAGCGUUGAAACUUCUCUUGUUUCAGUAUAAUAAAACAAUCUAGAUUAUGUUUCCCCUCUAACUUUCGUAAAGUGCCGUCAGUUCUUGUGAGAACACAGUUAAAGUAUUCUGUAUAUUACUUUGUCCAGAUUCUGAAAUUUAUAUGUUCGAAAACAGUAUCGAUAUAGAUGGCUCCACUGUGUAUUAUAUCCUAUAUAGGUCAUACCAUCCCGUUAUCAUUCUUUAUUAUUUAUUAAAGUUAUUUAUUCACUACAGAGAAUCUCUAAUCAUAAUCAUGACCAAUGAAUUUGAUAAACCUUGGUACUGAUAAGCCUAAACUCUCUUCCUAGCCAGUUUAUAUAACCUCAACUACUUUUAUAUGUCAGCUGAAAUAACAGAGAAAAAGCACGAAAUGGCAGUUAGUUUAUGUGCAAAAAACAAGAGUAUUUAUGGAAUUAUACAUCACCUUGCGCCUUUAAAUAUUUCCGGAACCAUACUAAUUAUAAUAGUAUCUAAUAGAAGCCGUAACACAUUUCUCCAUUUUAUAGAUGUUUCUGCAAAGCCUCUAUCCAACGCUAAGUAGAUAAAAUGUUUUCUGACUUUUCUGAGCCUCUAGAGACUUUGACAAGGAGUAUGUCGAGACUCUCCUAGCAGAUUCAUAGUUUGCCCCGGAUAUCAAGUAAUACAGAAUUUGUUGCCCUGUAAUAAUUUUGUCGAUGUUUGGCGAAGAGUGAAGAUUUAAUCACUACAUGUACGACUGCUAUAACUGUGACGGCAGAUUAGAGGACAGCGAAUUAUCGAUCGGACCAAAGACGCGUAAAACAUGUAAGAACGGCCUAGAGUUUUGAUUGGUCCCGCUUCCCUGUCUAGCCCAGCCAGUUGAGUCCAGAACGCAAGUCUCAACCUCGGAGAUAUGAAUCGUUAUAUUUCAAAUAUACUCUGUUUAUAUACCAAUUAAGCAGACCACAUAGUACCAUAAAAUAGAAAAUAACAUUGUACAAUAUUGACCAGUAGGAAAAUGACACGUGAAAUAAAUAUUAACCAAUAAGAAAAUGAUACAGAAUAAUUUUUUUGGGGAUAUUUUCCUGAAUAUCCCAACAAUGACUUAAAUGAUAACCAACUUCGAGAUGACGAUUUCGUCUUUCACAAGUUUUGCUUAAUGUGCAUAAUAUGAUACCCAGUAGUUUAAAAGCAUCAAACUUAUAUCCCAAUAAUUAGUUUAUGAAUUUUGUAGACUUUGUUCAUGAGAAUAGGACGCUUUUACUCAUUGUAUCCUACAAAGUGUCCGAUUCUUUUUUCUGUCUCUUGAUCAGUCUUGUUCUUUAUGCAUACACCUUAAACAUAAAUUAUAGUUUUUAUCAUUAAACGUAGCUAACUUGUAGUUUGUAUUUUCUUCAUCUAAUCUUAAUAAAAGGAGGAAACUCUAAAAGACUAUGAUAAUGGUCAUUUAUAUGGAUUAGAAAAAUUCUGGGCUUUUCUACAUUAUAGUCAACGCAAAGUGAAAUUGGAUACACGUUUACAGAGCUUGUUGGAUUCAAAAUAUCGUACUUUAGGAGAUUUCAGAGUGAAUUUUGAACCACCAACUGGCUUUUUUAUAAAUAAAUCACGUCGUCGAACCAAAUCGGAGUCAAUAUCAACAUGUCAAACUAAACCGAUAGUAGGUACUAGAACACCUCCUGUUGAAUUCCAUUCAAGUAGAAUAUCUUGAUACUUCAC